Molecule: messenger RNA, 858 nt
Organism: Diatraea saccharalis (sugarcane borer)
Lineage: Eukaryota; Metazoa; Arthropoda; Insecta; Lepidoptera; Crambidae
Source: the annotation of a GenBank genome assembly
AUGGUGCUGAAAAUUUGCACGCCUUAUGAUCUCUAUUGCCCAAGUGAACAUGAUGAUUUAGAAAAAAGAUGCUGUAGUACAUGCGGUAUUUACUUUGCAUCUAUCACAAGAGCUGCAGAGCACAGGCGUGCAGCCCACAUUGCACCAGCUAAGCAAGCGCGUAUAUUGCGCAAAGUACGACUCGCACGGAUUGUCACAAAACGAGCUAAUGAGUUACUGUGCGCAAGUGCCAACGGCUUAGAGUGGCUGGAUCAGAACGAAGUUGAAGGAGCAGAUGAUUUUACUGAAAAUCAUAUGGACAUGCUGGUUCCAAUAGUCUCUCUCGAGACCGUGCAUGAUUCUCCAUGGACUGAAUUAGAGUAGAUAUUCGUUUUUUAAUCGCAGUAGUUACGAAUUAAGUAUUCUAUUGUUUAAUCUUUAUUACACUUGUAGCUCUCAGCAAUAUUGAUUACAAGUCUCUAACUAGUCGUUUUUACUUAGUACUUUUUAUUAGAAAAUUUGAAAAAACACCUCACGUAAUUUAUGAACUCCCCCAAAGGGAACCUUCACAUUCAGAAUGGUAUUGAAUCUUAAAGUUUUCAUGCUUUAACGUCAUUGAACGAAAGCAGUACCUGUCGAGUACACCUCUCACGCUGCGGCUCGUUUUCGAAUGAUUUAAAGCUGCGCCCGCGCAGUUGCCAUGGCAACAGAGUCUGCUCCAAUAAUUGGACGAAUGCCGGCCCCGAUUCAGGUACCGUACCACCGGCGAAAAAACCACACAGCAUUGCAUUCCGAUAUAGCAGAGAUAACUUUUUAGCAAAAACUUUUGGCAAAGAUCACGUCUCUCUCACACGUGCAGUGUUAGAGGAGUCCGGAUGA